AUGGGGAUCCCUCACUUAACCAGACACCUGCUUCCCUAUGCCGAAAGUGUCUUGUUAGAUGGAAGGACAACCGAUUCAGAAUCCCCGCGCGUCCAAGCCGUUGUCAUCGACGGGCCCAGUCUAGUAUACCAUGUCUACCGUCGACUGUUGGGUUGGAUGGACCCAAGCAGUGAUGUCCUUGACUACCAGCCAACCUGCGAUGAAAUCAGUCGUGGGGUGAGCAGCUUCCUUCUCCAAUUAACCAGACUGGGAGUUAAAAUACAUAAGAUAUGCUUCGAUGGUGCUUUGCCCGUUUCGAAGCGAGAAAUCCGCUUUUCCAGAAUUGAAAAACUACGCCAUCGUCUGGAAUUAGCUCGUCGAAAUCUGUCUCUGCCUGCAACGCCCAAAUGUCGCGAUGUGAUGCCCACUGAAAGAGGACAGAUCUGGUGCAGUCGAAGCUUACCUCGGCGACGAAAAGGCCUUCCAGAGAAUCCUUUCAUGGUAUCCGCGGUCUUUGAGGACUUGCGGAACCGAUGGAACAAGGAGCAGAUCCAGAAAGAGGUUGACGAGGACAUCAGCUGCCUUGUCACUGAUGCUGAUUACCCCUGGGCGAAAAUCACCGUCAUGGUACCAGGAGAAGCAGAUGUUGAGUGCGCCCAUGUGGCAAAACUUACCGGAUGUGCAGUGUUGACGGAUGAUUCGGAUCUCUUGCUUCACGAUCUUGGCGAGCAAGGUGCAGUCUUGUUUUUAGACUCGGUGCAAACGUCCUCGGGCGUCUGGGAUCCGGCCGAGCCAGAUAUUCGGGGGCUGAGAAUAUGUCCCCAUUCGCUAUCCGGUCGGUUAGGCAUCCCAAGCGUUCAGUGGUUUGCAUACGAAUUGCAAAGAAAUACUCAUUUGCGGUUUGCUGAACUUGCCCGGAUAUCCAAAGAGAGUAGUAAGGCGACUGAGCUCUCCUCUGAAUAUCUGGAGUUUCUUCAAGAAUAUCAACACGAGACCACGGAUAAUGAGGUUAUACGUGGAGCAAAACAGUCCAAAAACCCGUUGGAUCCCAGGGUAUCAGAAUUAUUCUGGCAGUAUGAACUUCCUAGCAUCUACUGCUUGGAUGAACAACCGCACAUCUAUCUCGGGAUUUUGAACGAAGACUCUUCUAGGCGAUGUGCCUGGGAACAAGGUCGAACAUAUAGGUCCCUUGGGUACUCAUUUUUCAAUAUGUCCCGUCCUGCUGCCGAUCGAUUUACUGUCGUACAUGAAUUUGUUCGCAGAGGUGGAAGGAUCGUGGCCGAAGAGAUCACUUUAAGCGGAACAAAGACCGUGGCCUCUGAUUUGGAUCUCCUUCGGAGACGCCUUGCCACAGCACAUACUACCUUUGACAAUGGUUUGGCAGCGGAGGGCUUCUGGUUUUUAUUUGCUCUUUCCGAUAUUUAUCGUGAUGGAUCCGGCACAACCACAAUUCCGAGUGCGAAGGAAUUGGAGAGUUUUCUUACAAAGGGAUAUAUGGCGCAAAGUACCAAAUGGGCGGAUAUCCACCUUCUUGCUCAAAUACAAGCUGCACUGUACUCUUUACGAAUACUGAAGCAGCUUUUUGAUAUCGCAGCUCCAGGUGAUGAGUUGGUUGAAUCCAGCUCACUACUCACGGAUUUGCCUCCACUGCACAUAUUGAUGUCGCGACAGCGAAUGACCCAGAGCUUUGCCAAUACUCGUCUUGUCCGCCAUGCGGUUCGUCAAUUGAUAGAAACGUAUGGUUGA
Molecule: messenger RNA, 1725 nt
Organism: Penicillium vulpinum
Lineage: Eukaryota; Fungi; Ascomycota; Eurotiomycetes; Eurotiales; Aspergillaceae
Product: PIN and XPG domain-containing protein
Exons: 2
Coding region: 1-1725 (574 amino acids)
Source: RefSeq, a predicted model, not a curated record